This is a messenger RNA of Loa loa (African eye worm), 327 nucleotides long. RefSeq lists its product as hypothetical. The record is from RefSeq and is a predicted model, not a curated record. The coding region runs from base 1 to 327 and encodes 108 amino acids. The transcript is spliced from 2 exons. Lineage: Eukaryota; Metazoa; Nematoda; Chromadorea; Rhabditida; Onchocercidae.
AUGCACAGAAAAAAUGCGGUAAUCACCACUUCCUUUCCAACACCCCACGGCAAACUCAUCCACUUAUACAGCGAAACCAACAUCUUCAGCAGGAGCUAUAAAAUGUAUCGGAGAGAACGGUUGAAAGAACGAAUGAUGCAAGAACUGAGAAGCAGAAUGACUUUUCUGUGUAUGAAACGAUUUCAAUUAGAAGUGAAAGGUUCACGAAAUUUCGGAAGUUUUUUUGGCAAUGAAUUCAACAACAGAUCAAUGAAAAAGACGAGGGGUGCAAUUGCUGGCGGUGUCACAAACUUUCUCGAACCAAAGAUCAAAUUUCGACAAAAUUGA